Messenger RNA from Phytophthora sojae, 672 nucleotides. RefSeq lists its product as hypothetical. The annotation marks the transcript as partial. NCBI's taxonomy places the organism in Eukaryota, Oomycota, Peronosporomycetes, Peronosporales, Peronosporaceae. The record is from RefSeq and is a predicted model, not a curated record. The transcript has a single exon. Gene Ontology annotation, molecular function: protein binding.
AUGGUCAUCUACGUACAAUGGCUAAAUGAGCACACUGAUGCUACUUACGAGGACGAUACAAUCUCUUGCGUUGUGGAAAAUGGGCAUUUUGAAAAGGUUAAAUGGUUAUAUGAGCAUUUCGAGAGUGCUCGCUCGGAGGAGGCGCUAAUUAGUGCGGCGCAAUACGGGCAUCUACAUAUCCUACAAUGGAUCCACGAACACACAGAUUGUUCAAGAUCAUGCCCCUCCGAUCCAAUUGAUGUAGCCGCCUUUGGUGGUCAUUUGGACAUUGUCAAGUGGGUGUUGGAGCACUGUAGAAAACACUGUUCGGCAUUUGCUGCGCGUAAUGCGGCCGAAAAUGGGCAUUUACCCAUUGUGCAGUGGCUGGAUGACCAUUUUCCCUCCCAAUUUGAUACGGGCGCAAUGGAUAAAGCGGCCGAAGCUGGCCACCUCAAAGUCGUACAGUGGUUGCACAUGUACCGCUCGGAGGGCUGCACAACAAAGGCGAUGGAUGCAGCGGCGGGGAAACACACCAACCGAACCGAAGGUUGUACCAAAAGCGCAAUGGAGCAGGCGGCAAGUAAAGGCCACCUAGAUGUUGUGCGCUGGCUGCACGAUAACAGACCCGAAGGGUGCGGUGAUUCAGCCAUGUACGGGGCAGUUUCCAAUGGUCACUUGGAGGUGGUAAAGUGG